Messenger RNA from Talpa occidentalis (Iberian mole), 3328 nucleotides. It is a transcript of the gene AGBL5, whose product is annotated as AGBL carboxypeptidase 5. The coding region runs from base 318 to 2969 and encodes 883 amino acids. Gene Ontology annotation, biological process: proteolysis; protein deglutamylation. The transcript is spliced from 16 exons. Lineage: Eukaryota; Metazoa; Chordata; Mammalia; Eulipotyphla; Talpidae. The record is from RefSeq and is a predicted model, not a curated record. Gene Ontology annotation, molecular function: zinc ion binding; metallocarboxypeptidase activity.
GCCAACGUGCGAGGGAACCCCUGCGUGCUGACCAAUGGCAGCGAGCCUUACUGGGCGGGUGGCCAGCUGUCCCCGCGGCCAAUAGGCGAGGGGCUUCUUGUUUCCUGGCAGAGCGGGGUCCCGGCACCGCGGCGCUCGGGUUUUGUUUGGGUCCUGGGAGGAGGGCCCAGGUGCCGGGGCCCGAGGUGGCGCCUCACUAGCGGGAGAGGGAGCGGGAGCACCGGCCCGGAGAGAGGGGUGCCUAGGACAUCCACUACUCACUACUACCCAGCUCUCAGGGCCAGAGCUGGGCAGGAGGAUGCUUUCCCACCCCCACCAUGGAGCUGCGCUGUGGGGGAUUGCUGUUCAGUUCUCGCUUUGAUUCAGGGAACCUAGCCCAUGUGGAGAAGGUGGAGUCUGUGUCUGGUGAUGGGGAAGGAGUAGUGGGUGGGGCAUCAGCCCCCACUGGCACCCUAGCUUCUUCCCCUGACUAUGAAUUCAACGUGUGGACCCGACCAGACUGUGCUGAAACGGAAUUUGAGAAUGGGAACAGGUCAUGGUUUUACUUCAGCGUCCGGGGAGGAACUCCAGGGAAACUCAUCAAGAUCAACAUCAUGAACAUGAACAAGCAGAGUAAACUGUACUCCCAGGGUAUGGCCCCGUUUGUGCGCACGCUGCCCACCCGGCCGCGCUGGGAGCGCAUUCGAGACCGCCCUACUUUUGAGAUGACAGACACGCAAUUUGUGUUAUCCUUCGUUCACCGAUUCCUGGAGGGCCGUGGGGCCACCACCUUCUUCGCCUUCUGCUACCCCUUCUCCUACAGUGACUGCCAGGACUUGCUGAACCAGCUAGACCAGCGCUUUCUGGAGAACCACCCUACCCACAGCAGCCCCCUGGAUACCAUCUAUUACCACCGGGAAAUCCUUUGCUAUUCUCUGGAUGGACUUCGUGUAGAUCUGCUAACAAUCAGUUCCUGCCAUGGACUUCAAGAAGAUCGAGAGCCCCGUCUGGAGCAGCUGUUUCCUGAUAUCGGCACCCCCCGGCCAUUUUGUUUCACAGGCAAGAGGAUAUUCUUCUUAAGCAGUAGGGUACACCCUGGGGAGACACCAUCUAGCUUUGUCUUCAAUGGCUUUCUGGAUUUCAUCCUUCGACCUGAUGACCCCCGGGCCCAAACCCUACGUCGCCUCUUUGUCUUUAAGCUGAUUCCUAUGUUGAACCCUGAUGGUGUGGUCCGGGGUCACUACCGCACAGACUCACGUGGAGUGAAUCUGAACCGUCAGUACCUGAAGCCCGAUGCUGUGCUGCACCCUGCCAUCUACGGGGCUAAAGCUGUGCUUCUCUACCACCACGUGCACUCCCGCCUCAACCCCCAGGCCCCCUCUGAGCACCAGCACAAUUCCCAUCUCCCUCCUGAGGCCCCCCUUUCUGACCUUGAGAAAGCCAACAAUCUCCAAAAUGAAGCUCACCUGGGGCACUCAUCUGCCGGGGAUAACCCGGAGGCCUGGACGCAGACUGAGCUGGCAGAACCAAAACCUGACAGUGUGUGGAUUGUGCCACAACAGUCUGCUGAGGUGGAGCAGCCCACCCCCGACACCAUCCCGCCCAAAGAGAGUGGUGUUGCUUACUACGUGGACCUGCAUGGGCACGCUUCCAAAAGGGGCUGCUUCAUGUACGGCAACAGCUUCAGUGACGAGAGCACCCAGGUGGAAAAUAUGCUGUAUCCCAAGCUCAUCUCCCUGAACUCAGCACACUUCGAUUUCCAUGGCUGCAAUUUCUCAGAAAAGAACAUGUAUGCCCGAGACCGCAGAGACGGCCAGUCUAAGGAGGGGAGCGGCCGGGUUGCAAUCUACAAAGCCUCAGGGAUAAUCCACAGCUAUACACUUGAAUGCAACUACAACACUGGACGCUCAGUCAACAGCAUCCCUGCCGCCUGCCAUGACAAUGGGCGUGCCAGCCCCCCACCCCCGCCAGCUUUCCCCUCCAGAUACACUGUGGAGCUGUUUGAGCAGGUGGGACGAGCCAUGGCCAUUGCAGCCCUGGACAUGGCCGAAUGCAAUCCGUGGCCACGAAUUGUGCUGUCAGAGCACAGCAGCCUCACUAACCUGCGGGCCUGGAUGCUAAAACACGUGCGCAGCAGCCGCGGCCUGAGCAGCACUGUGACUAUGGGUGUCACCAAGAAGAGAGGCUCUCGGACUCCACCCAAAAGUAACAAUGGAUUACCUGUUUCCUGCUCUGAAAAUACCUUGAGCCGCACACGAAGUUUUAGCACUGGCACAAGUGCUGGUGGCAGCAGCAGCAGCCAACAAAAUUCUCCACAGAUGAAGAACUCCCCCAGCUUUCCUUUUCAUGGCAGUCGGCCUAAUGGGCUGCCAAGCCUGGGCUCUGGCACCCAGAAGGUCAGCCACAGGGUGCUGGGCCCCGUCAGAGAGCCCCGAAGCCAGGACAGGAGACGGCGGCAGCAGCCGACCCAUCGCUCUACUUCAGGCAGCCUGGUCCCAGCCCCAACUAAUUCUGGCCCAGCCUCCUCACGAAACAUGGGCUCCUGCCUACUGCCCAACACACUCAGCAUAUCAGGGAGCAGCUGCUCAUUCCUAUCCUCAGGGGACAAGUCAGAGGCUGUCAUGGUGAUUGGGAAAGGUCUGCUAGGGACUGGAGCUCGGAUCCCCUGUAUCAGGACCCGAUUACAGGCUAGGCCCAGGUUGGGCCGGGGCUCACCGCCGACUCGCAGAGGGAUGAGAGGCUCUUCGGGCCCCACAUCCCCUAUUCCUGGGACCAGGGAGAGCAGUGAGCUGGAGCCGGGACCCUGCUCUGCACCAGGGCUGCCUCAGGCCGGGCCCCCACGGCCCCACUCUGCCCCUGCCUUUUCUCCUCUUUCUUGUAGUCUCUCUGACUCCCAGUCCCGGAUUUGUUACAGUGGGGGGCCCUUGGGCCAAACUGAGGUUUGUUUUGUCCCUAAGUCUCCCUCGUUUGCUGCAUCUCCCCGGGUCUGAUGCCUGGACCAUCAUGCCUAGGAUAUAAUCCCAAGAUGGGGAACACAGGGAGAAAUGUGCUAGUCUCCACCCUCAGCUGCUGAUUCCAUGUGACAACGGUACCUCCUUGGAAUGCCAGUGAUAUCAUUCUGCUGCAUUGCAGAACAGCACCUUGAGACAGGACAAAGCAGGGACUUGCCACCCCUUCCCUCCCUCCACAGCACAAGAUUUUGGGACCACAAAAAAAUAUAUCUAUAUUUUUAUAUUGGGUGGGGAGUAGAAAAGAAAGCAGCCCCUAUACUGGGCCCUACUCAGUGGCAGCUUCUUGUUCCAUAGGGUUAAGGAAGACUUUGAGGAAAUAAAAGUUGUUUGGAAAAAUC